This is a messenger RNA of Mollisia scopiformis, 1764 nucleotides long. Its product is annotated as alcohol oxidase. Lineage: Eukaryota; Fungi; Ascomycota; Leotiomycetes; Helotiales; Mollisiaceae. The record is from RefSeq and is a predicted model, not a curated record. The coding region runs from base 1 to 1764 and encodes 587 amino acids. The transcript has 4 exons. Gene Ontology annotation, molecular function: oxidoreductase activity, acting on CH-OH group of donors; flavin adenine dinucleotide binding.
AUGCGGCUCAAAGUUUGGCUCAGCUUUCCUUUUGUCUUCACUGGUGUUGCUGCUUCUGAGCUUUGCCUCGAUCGAUACGACUACAUUGUUGUAGGCGGAGGGCCUGGCGGCCUGACUGUAGCAAAUCGUCUGUCUGAGGUCUCGGGAAUUUCUGUUGCUGUGAUUGAAGCUGGCAGAGAAGUAUUCAAUAAUCCGAAUGUGACGAGCGUGGACGGCUUCACUACUGCCCUGAACACAGCGAUUGACUGGCAAUACAUCUCAACAAAUCAAUCCUACGCAUCAGGUCAGACUCUUGCAUAUCACGCAGGGAAGGCUUUGGGCGGAACGAGCACAAUAAAUGGAAUGACCUAUGUUCGCGCUGAAAAGUCACAGAUCGACUCGUGGGGUGCCAUUGGCAACGCUGGAUGGAGUUGGGAUGACCUUUUCUCGUACUACAAAAAAAGUGAGAGCCUGACCCUCCCGACUGCAGCGCAACUUUCAUCUGGUGUCACUUUUGUACCCAAUGACCAUGGAGAGAGUGGUCCUCUGAAAGUCGGAUAUCCAUAUGGACUCUUAAAUGGUUCUUUUCACACUGUUGUCGAGAACACUUGGCAAGCUCUUGAUCUUCCCCAUAAUCCAGACGUCAAUGGUGGCAGCGUUCGAGGUUAUACGAUAUGGCAAAGCACGUUGGACAUGGUAGCAAACGUGCGAGAAGAUGCUGCAAGAGCAUAUUACUACCCUGUAGAACUCAGGCCGAAUUUACAUGUGUUCCUCAACACGACAGUCAACAGGAUUGUGUGGGGAAACAGCGAUGGAGCUGCUGUUGCGUCAGGGGUAGAGAUUACUUUUUCGAAUGGUUCCAUUAGCAUCCUGAAGAGCAGGCGCGAGGUGAUCUUGUCAGCUGGAUCAUUGAGGAGUCCAGCUAUUCUUGAGCUCUCGGGGAUUGGAAACCCAAGCAUUCUAGACAAGUACGGAAUUGGUGUCAAAGUCGACCUACCUGGCGUUGGAGAGAAUCUGCAGGAUCAGCCGAACAACAAUUUCAUUUCUUCAACAAACUCAACCUUUAAUGGCUCAAUCGUUUACGUUGCUUACGGAUCGAUGCCCGAUUUCUUUGAUGAUUGGGACGCGAACAUAAAUAUCUCGUCGUAUGCAGAGAGUGUUUCUGCUGCCAUCAACAACACCAUUGCCGCUGCCUCGUUGGAAUACCUCUUCGGCAUCCAAUACAAACUCCUUCAAAACGGCAUCCCCAACGCUGAAACGAUCAUGGAGACGACUUUGAAUCUUGGGCUUGGACCGAAUGGUCUCUUGGUCUCACCUUUCUGGCUCCUGAUGCCCUUUUCUCGGGGCAAUGUCCACAUCAGCUCUAGGGACCCAAAAGUAUAUCCAACGAUAAAUCCAAACUUCUUCCUUGUAGACUUUGAUCUCAAAGUCCAGAUGGCACUUGCGAAAUGGACGCGGAAGUUCUUGGCCACUGAACCGAUGAAGAGUCUGAUUACGGCUGAAGUUUCUCCUGGGUUCACUGCCCUGCCUGAAAAUGCUACUGAUGCAGAGUGGGAGAGCUGGGUGAAGACUGCUUUUUCUAGUAAUUCUCAUCCCCUUGGAACAGCUGCGAUGAUGCCUAGAAAGUUGGGAGGAGUUGUCGAUGGAAAGCUUAAGGUUUAUGGGACGGAGAAUGUCCGGGUUGUGGAUGCUUCUGUGAUGCCAUUUCAAGUAAGUGGGCAUCUCACGAGUACGAUCUAUGCGAUUGCAGAGAAGGCUUCGGACAUGAUCAAGGAAGCGAUGUAG